AAAAGAAUGAUGGUCACUCCGCUAGCGUGCGUCGCCCGCAUUCCGUAUUCCCGCAGCGCUCGUCGCGCUGCACGUUUACACAAGCACCCAAGGCAUCAUGUCUGACAGCGAGUCGUCUGAAGAGGUUCCGUACGUCUUUGGAUCCGACAGCAAAGACGAAGAGGAGGUCCUGGGAUCCUGGAAGUAUCCCAACGUGAUAAACCAGCGCAUUCAAGUAGACAAUGUCGAUACGUUUUUGCUGGAUAAGACACGUGAAGAAGCUGGCCAGGUCGCUAAAAGAAUAUUGCAGCGAAUGUUCGGUACUACACAGCAUCACCUCGACGGUGUUAGCGUUUCCAGUUUCCUGUUCGUGUGGCUGGAUUCGACUGUGCUGGCAAGGCUCCUGAUCUUUGUGAGCAGGAGCCUGGCUGAUUAUGCAGCAGCAUCUACAGAUGACAUCUACAAGUUUCUUGAGGUCGAGCUCUGGCUAAGUGUUUAUGGUGUAACCCCGGACUUCUUCUACGACGAGAGCAAUAGGGCUCUGUAUCCACCUGCUGAAGAGGCACUACCGCUGCCCAGAUAUCGCGCUAUUUUGGCAGCUUUAAGUGGCAAUCCGUUUACAAAAGAAGGAGGAUCCGACCAAUGGACGGCACCGCUCACACCUGACAGAGACAUCUCUUAUGCAUACGAACUCGCACGGCGGCUAUCCGCAGACAUUGGUUUUGUGGAUGGAACAGCGAUAGCAACGUUAAAUGAUGAUUUGAUCCGCUUGCGCUCAAAGGCAGUGGACGAUAUUGGCCUUACGCACGUGCGCAACCCGAAAAAGGGAUACGGCCCAGUGCAGCAUGGCGUGGUAUCGCUGGUUACAGGCUUGUUUUUGGGUGGACAUGUGGCUGCCAACGGCGAAUCAACCGUGGACAUUGUGAGGAUUCUUCAGCGAUCACUCUGUGGAUCAUCGACGGAGAGCCAAAUUCGACUACCAGGUAUUCUUCACGCGCUGGACAGAGGUUAUCAGUCUCAUGCUGUCAACCAACAAAUUGUUGACACUGGUGGAAGUAUCAUCGGUACCCAUAAGCGCACACAAAAGUUUCCCUUUACAUUUGGCAAAACACCAAGUCAGUACCGAAAUUAGUAUUAG
Molecule: messenger RNA, 1117 nt
Organism: Phytophthora infestans T30-4
Lineage: Eukaryota; Oomycota; Peronosporomycetes; Peronosporales; Peronosporaceae
Exons: 2
Coding region: 98-1111 (337 amino acids)
Source: RefSeq, a predicted model, not a curated record